UCGUCAGCCUGAAAGCCAACAGAGACAUAGGUGAAUUUGGAUAUAAUUUCAGGGAAUAAAUGUUUUCUCCAGGCAUGUGAACAUCUCUCCAUCUGCUCUGCGGAGAGGAGUGACAGACGCAGACUGAAUAACGUUAUUCGGGUGUGACAGAAAUCUGCGCUUGUUCGCUCGAGCGCGUCUCAUUGAGGUCCACACGCGUGGCAUGAAUCUCUUCGCAGCGUUUAUUUACUCAGACGACUUUACUGUGGUCAGGUCUAAAGUGUUUUAUUGCUCUGAGAUGUGCGCUCAGGAUUAAAUCGGAUGGAGCAGCGGUACGCCGUUAAGCAAGCAACCGAGAGGAGAGCGAUAUUUGCGUUCAAUCUGAGAAGAAUGGACACGCAAAAUAUGAUGCAGUGCAAGUGUCGUCAUCUGAACAUCCGUUAUUUCUGUUAAACGGAAACAGCACAGCUAUAUUUAUCAGGAUAAUCCUUGUUGUAGCCUCAUGGAAACAACCUUUUGGACUAUAUAAGGUAGAUUAUUGUUUAUUUAAAUAUAUAUUUUAAUAGGCUAGAUAAAUGUCUUUAAUCUCUUAAGGUUUGGGUAUUCGCAGACCAUCCAAGUAUUAUUAAUUUAUUCGGGUCAUCAUUAAGAAUUCAUACUGACAUUUCCGUUGGGAUUUGGGAAUAUUAUAUCUGAUGCACUGGAAUGCUUCGUCUUCAUAUGAGCUGUGUCUUCAUAUGAGUUUAGUCAUUAUUUUGCUGUCCCAAGAGCACCUUAAUGAGAUUGCUUGGCUGAAUGAAGCGGAUGCAUAAAUGCUGAAUAAGAAGAGAGCUGGAAGAGAACAUCAUUUGAGUCACGGACAGACUGCCACAACCACGCUGAACGAAUCACGGUGACAUCUGGCGCUAAAACUGCUUAUUCUGUCGUGACAUCUGUGAGCUGUUCUGUCUGUACUUGAGUUUUUAGGCAACAUUCAGAGAGGAUCCUGAUUGAAACCACAGAGCACCAAAGUCUAAACUAAAUGCAGAGUGGACUGAAAUCAUAAAAGUAGAUUCAACCCAGAGAUCUGAUUUUCAGACAGGACCUGGAUCCAGUCUCAAUCUAGAUAGGACCUGAAUCCAGACUGAAUUCAUAAAGGACUAGACUGUAUCCAGUUACAAGCUGAAUCCAGACUCAAUCCAUAAAAGAAGAGAGUUCAGACUGAAUCCAUAAAGGACCUAGGUGCAGUUUGAACUCAAAGCGCAUCUAAAACCAAAUUGAAUCCAGAUUUAACCUAGAUCUAGAUUUUAUCCAGAUUCAACCAGAAUCCAGUAUCAAUCUAAAUGGGAUCUGAAUCCAGAAAGGACCUAAAUCUGGACUGAAUCCAGACAGGACCUGAAUCUAGCUAAAACCUAAAUAAAGAUUAAAUCCAGAUCUCACCAGAAUUCAGACUCAAUCCAGAUAGAACGGAGUGCAGUUCGAAUCCAUUGUAGAUCUGAGUCCAAACCAAAUCCAGAUAGAACCUUGAUCUAGAUUCAGUCCAGAUCAGAUCGGAAUUCAGACUCAAUUCGGAUAGGAGCUUAAUCCAGAUAGAAUUGAGUGCUGUUCAAAUCCACUUUGGAUCUGAGUCCAAACUGAAUCAAGACAGAACCUUAAUCUAGAUUCAGUCCGGAUAGGAUUUAGGCCUGAGAACUGAAUCCAGACUAAAUAAAGUUUUAACCUAAUCAUCCAUAAGGGACCUGAGUCCUAUUUGAAUCCAUAUAGUACUGAAUCCAUCUAUGAUCCCUGGGACACCUGCAGCGAUGCUCCCAGCCACAGAGGCAGCCAAGAUCUACCAGACCAACUAUGUCAGGAACUCUCGUGCCAUCGGGGUCCUGUGGGCCAUCUUCACCAUCCUCUUUGCCAUCGUCAACGUGGUAUGUUUUGUUCAGCCCUACUGGAUCGGGGAUGGCAUGGACACGCCACAGGCUGGCUACUUCGGCCUCUUUCACUACUGCAUAGAGACCGGAAUAUCCCGGGACAUGACGUGCCAGGGGAGCUUCACUGAGUUUAGCUCAAUCCCGUCUAGCGCCUUCAAAGCUGCGUCCUUCUUCAUUGGGAUGUCCAUGGUUCUGGUCCUCUCCUGCAUCGGCUGCUUCGCCUUCUUCUUCUUCUGCAGUACAGCCACUGUGUAUAAGAUCUGUGGGUGGAUGCAGCUGUCAGCAGGUAUGUGUCUGGUGUUGGGCUGUAUGAUAUAUCCUGAUGGCUGGGAUGCUGAUGAGGUGAAGAGGAUGUGUGGAGAAGGGACGGACAAAUACACCAUCGGAGCAUGCUCAAUGCGCUGGGCGUACAUCCUGGCCAUUAUGGGCAUCUUGGAUGCCCUUAUUCUCUCUUUCCUGGCUUUCGUACUGGGCAACAGGCAGGAUGGACUCAUGUCCGAGGAGCUGCUGGGAGACAAGAAUGGAAAUGCAUAGACAGACGCCAGAUACACUCAGGUGUUUCUGUCUCGUUCAAGGAAAAUCAUUAAAUGAAAUCCCAAUCCAGCUUUACCCAUCAUCCAGAGGACAGGAAGCCUGACUGCAGCAGUUUGAAAAAACGAAGGAUGCAAACUGGGUGAAUGGAGUUGGGAACUUACUGCUUUUCUGUCCAUAUAUCCCUUCUUUGCACAUCACUCCCUGGAAUUGCUUCUCAAGAAAUCCCUCUCCUAGUUUGAUUAACCGUGUUCUGUGCUAACAUGAUAGGGCAGCUAAUGCACCGUUUAGAACUAACUUCGACUUGGAUUAAUAAUAAUAAUUAUAAAAAAG
Molecule: messenger RNA, 2741 nt
Organism: Carassius carassius (crucian carp)
Lineage: Eukaryota; Metazoa; Chordata; Actinopteri; Cypriniformes; Cyprinidae
Product: LHFPL tetraspan subfamily member 3 protein-like
Exons: 4
Coding region: 1737-2411 (224 amino acids)
Biological process (GO): sensory perception of sound
Cellular component (GO): plasma membrane
Source: RefSeq, a predicted model, not a curated record